UAGCGCUCUUCCGACGGUGUGAAUUUCCUGGUGUGUGUGUUGUGAGCUGAGAGUGAGCGGGGUCUCUUUCUGUGCAGGGCGGAGUGGUCAGGGGGUGAUCUGGUGACGGAGUGACAGAGAGACAGAGGAGCAGAAGGAUGCUGAGAGCUGGUCAGUGAGACGAUGAAGUCCAGUAGGGAUAUAGAGAGAAAGGCUGGUUACCUGCAGCCAGAGCACUGCGCCCCUCCCCCUCCUCACCCGCCCUCGUCAGGACAGAUGUGGUUCAUCCGGGAUGGCUGUGGGAUCGUGUGCGGCGUGAUCACCUGGUUCCUGGUGUUCUACGCGGAGUUUGUGGUUGUGUUUGUGAUGCUGCUGCCGGUGAGGAACGUGGCGUACAGCCUGGUGAACGGAGCGCUGUUCAACACACUCGCCUUCCUCGCCCUCGCGUCACACUUCAGGGCCAUGUGCACCGACCCGGGGGCAGUACCAAAGGGAAAUGCCACUAAGGAGUUCAUAGAGAGUCUGCAGCUGAAACCAGGCCAGGUGGUCUACAAGUGCCCCAAAUGCUGCAGCAUCAAACCAGAACGAGCACACCACUGCAGUGUCUGUAAGCGCUGCAUCAGGAAGAUGGACCACCACUGCCCGUGGGUGAACAACUGCGUGGGUGAAAACAACCAGAAAUACUUUGUGCUCUUCACGAUGUACAUUGCCCUGAUAUCACUCCACGCUCUCCUCAUGGUGGCGUUCCAUUUCAUCUUCUGCUUCGAGGAGGACUGGACAAAGUGCAGCUCCUUCUCUCCUCCAGCGACCGUCAUCCUCCUCAUCCUCCUCUGCUUCGAGGGCCUCCUCUUCCUCAUCUUCACCGCCGUGAUGUUCGGGACGCAGGUCCACUCCAUCUGCACUGAUGAGACCGGAAUAGAGCAGCUGAAGAAGGAGGAGAGAAGAUGGGCCAAGAAGUCCAAGUGGAUGAACAUGAAGGUGGUUUUUGGUCACCCGUUCUCGAUAGCGUGGCUCAGUCCGUUCGCCACUCCUGACCACGGCAAAGCGGAGAUGUAUCAAUACGUGGUCUGACGCGGGAAUCCUCCUUCCCUAUUGGACGCAGACUGAUGAUGCGUACAGGAAACACACUGUCGGUCACUGAGACAGACUCUACCACUCCACUCACUGUUUUCUACUGUUCUUUCUGCCAGACUCUGUGGGUUUCCAGGCUGUGUGGGACACCGAGGCUGACGUAAUGUUUGCUUUAAAAGUCCUUUAUUUUUGCUGAUUUUAGUUUCGGUGGCUGUGCCUGUUGCUGUUUACGUUGUUGUUGUUUUUCGUUCUUCUUUCUGUUCACACCAAAGCCCUGAGUGCAGCCUUGUUUUUGCUUCUUGCUGUUUGCUUGAAACAGCCGGAGAGCAGCGUUAUGACGCAAAGAACGCUGGGACACGUUUUAGGCUUUUUGUAGCUGUACCAGAGAAAGGUGACCAUCCGGUGACUCGUUUUGGUCGGUUGCCAUUAGCCUGACCGUGAGUAUAAGAAAACGUUCCCCUUUAUUCCUGACUGUUCUAGUUGGCACAGUUUUCCAUUGUUUUUUAGAAGAGCUUGUAGGAGCUUUGAGAUGUUUAAGUAAUAUAAAUCUACUGAGCUCAGUUCUAAAACUAAUGACUUCUCUGAAAACUGUGGAGGCCCCUUCCCACCAGAUAGAGAAAAAAAACGCAUAUGGUUUAUUCCUUUCGUCAAAAUGUCGACUUACAAUCUUGAAAUAACUACUUAAAUUCCUGAAAUGUUGAUGCCUUCCUUAUUUUCUCAUAAAGCUUAUUUAGUAUGUAUUUUAAUAAAUCAAGACUUUAUUAUACCAAAAUAAUUACUUACUUUCUCAAACUGUUGACUUUGUAUCUUAAAUAAUGACAUACUAUGUUGAAACAAAGGCUAAUGCUUUCAUAAUUUUGACUUAUCUCGCAAUAAUGGCUCAUCAACCCAGAAAUAAUUACAUACUUUUCUAAAAUUUAAAGUUUCUAUUUCGGCAUGGUAAGUCAUUAUUUCAAGUUGCUAAGCCAACAAUCUCAAGAAAAUUCAUUGUUUCAAAAUUCGAAGUCAAAUUUCCAAGAAAAUAAGUGAUUAGUUCAAGAUUCUAUCUCAACAUUUUGAGAUAUUAGUCUUUAUUUCCAGAUACAUUUAGAGAGUAAAUAAGUCGUAAAUUCCAGAUAAUAACUCAACAUUUUGAGAAAAUAAGUCUUUAUUUCCAGACACUAGAUCAACAUUUUGAGUAAAGAAGUCUUUAUUUCCAGACAUUAAGUCAAAGUUUGAGAAAAUUAGUCUUUAUUUCCAGAUACUAAGUCAAAUAAUAAGUCAUUAUUCUGACACUGUAAUGCAUUAUUUUGAGAUGCUAUGUCAAUAUUUCAAGAAAAGUCAUUAUUUUGAGAUACUAAGUCAAAAUUCUGGGGAAAAUUUUUUUUCCUCCUCUACCUGGCAGGAAUGUAUUUCCAUACGAUAUAGCCUAAAAUGGCGGCAGUUCACUUAAAGGGAAAAAAGCAUUUUUAGGUAAGAAUGUGAACAUAUGUUUGAAUGUUUGGGGAACAUAAUCUGUAAGACUUGAAGAGUUUAACGUAAUAAUAACCGUAAAGGAAACACUGAAGCUGAUGUAGAACAGCAGAGCUUUGCUGUCUUGACGGUUACGUUUAAAAACGAAUGUGAAUCAAGAGGAAGAAUCAGUUGGUAUUAUAUGCAGUUUAUUUAUUAUGAUGAACUACAGAUGUGUUUCAUUUUUAUAGUAAUCGGAUCACGUGGGGUUCAUUCGGCAGUUUAACGGUGAACUUCAGGUGGCGUAGCUGCUCCUCUCACGUGGAACCGAAAGAGAUCACAAUGAUUCUGCUAGUGUUCUACUCAUUUCUCCAUGCACUCCAUGUAACAGGGAACGGUUCAGUAUUGAACAUGGUUCUCUAUGAUAUGUGGUUAUAUGGGUUCGCCUUAAGCUAGAUCAGAGAGAGCUUGGCUUUGGUGGCUGAACAGAAGAUGUUUCAAUGUGUUAAAACUUGUUUUGCCAAAUUUUGUUCUUUCCUGAAGAGAGGACUGUUGAAUAGCCCCCAGAAACGCCUGAGGACACCAGCAGAAAUGAGCUGCACCAUAUGGCUGGAACAGGGAUGAGAUUAGUCAAGCUUUGACAUGCAGUUUGCCUUUCUUUCUUUCUUUAUUUUUGUCUUUCUUUCCUGCUUCUUUGCUUUUUUAUCUUCAAAUAACACCAGUUUGUAUUUUAAUUAGCGUUUCUUGCUUUUUUUGUGUCUUCAAAAUAACACCAAUUUGUGUUUUUGACAAGGGUUGUCACCCAGCAUGGACUUCAACCUGGACUACGUAUGAACUUGCACAGUGUUUUCAACAGUUUUCCCUCAAAUGAUGGACAAAUAUGAUGAAAUAAAUGUGUGUUUGACUUGUGCACAUUUGCACACGCUGGAGACCAAGUCAACUACACCAACAACAAAGUACUCUGAUCCACGAUGGAUGCUUUUUAUUUUCUUCACUGUGAAAAAUAGUCUUUAUUUCCAGAUACUAAGUCUAAAUUUUAAGAAGAGAAGUUUUUAUUUCCAGAUGCUAAGUCAACGUUUUGAGAAAACAAGUCUUCAUUUCCUGAUACCAAGUCAAAGUUUUGAGAAAUUUCAUCUUUAUUUUCAGAUACUACAUAAAAAUCUGGAGAAAAUUAGUCUUUAUUUUCAGGUAGUAAGCCAAUAUUUGAAGUAAAUAAAUCUUUAUUUCCAGAUACAAAGUCAAAAGUUUGGGAAAAUAAGUCUUGACUCCAGUCCUUCAGUGUUCUGUUCUUUAAACACACCGGACUCAACUGUUCAAAGCCUUGGUGGGUUGAAUUCAGAGCAUAAUAUGAGGGAAAAGUCCAGUCUCUGCAGAGCUGUGACCUGGAAGGAACUCAGUCUGACAUGCCUGAAGCAACAACCAAACCUCCAGAGAUACAGUCACUGAGAAGAUAACAACUGAUACUGAACUGUAGCAAAGAAGGUGGAUCUUCAGGAGCAGGCUUGGUGACCGCUGUCCUAUACCAUCACUCUAAAUGACCCUUUAUUAUUUAAUAGAGAACUCCUGAACCUCAGAGGAACCUAAUUCUGCUGCGCCAAUCAGAAAAGGACAACCAAUGAACUCCCUUCAAGCACGAUCAGACUCUUUAUCUUAUCUUUCUGCAGUUUUCUGAAUCGUCCUGCAGUCUGGAACCAGCUGUGUGUUCUUUCUUUUGAUGAAUGGCUACCAAGCUUAAACCAUACACUCUGAAAAGGUUCCUGAACGGUUUUGUAGGAAAACUUAAAUAGUGAAGAUCUUGAAGGCUUCAAAAAAGGUCUUCAUACUCCACAUCUCAUUUACAAGAAUGGUUCUUUAAAGCAGUGGUUCUCCAACUGGUCCUCAGAACCCCCAGACAAUCCACACAUUUCUAUUUUUGCCAUCAGGGGGGUGCUCCGAGGACAAGUUUGAGAACCACUGCUUUUAUGAGACCACAAGUGGUUCAUCAUUUCAAAGAACUUUAUUUUUAAGAGUGAACCUCAGUGGAAGCUCCUUCUGGUACAUCAAUCAGAAACAGAGCUCCAUCAGGCUCUAUCAGAUGCUGUGCUGUUUAUCUGAAUCGUUCUUCAGUCUUGAACCAGCUGUGUGUUCUUUAUUUUCUGUUCUACACAGUCUUAGAAAUAAAGGGUGCUCAGUG
This is a messenger RNA of Colossoma macropomum (tambaqui), 4654 nucleotides long. Its product is annotated as palmitoyltransferase ZDHHC3-like. The transcript is spliced from 8 exons. Gene Ontology annotation, biological process: peptidyl-L-cysteine S-palmitoylation; protein targeting to membrane. Gene Ontology annotation, cellular component: Golgi apparatus; endoplasmic reticulum. NCBI's taxonomy places the organism in Eukaryota, Metazoa, Chordata, Actinopteri, Characiformes, Serrasalmidae. The record is from RefSeq and is a predicted model, not a curated record. Gene Ontology annotation, molecular function: protein-cysteine S-palmitoyltransferase activity. The coding region runs from base 163 to 1050 and encodes 295 amino acids.